AAUUUAUGUGUGUACUCAAUACAAAUUAUUUUAUAUUUCAUUAUUUUUAAAAUUGUUCAUUAACAGAAGCUUGCAAAAAGAAACUGAUAUCAACCGUUUUAUUCUGUAGACUAUCCAUUUAUAUAUUAAGAGCGUCAUGGAAGAAGUUGAUUCAAUUAUAAUACAUUUUUUGAGACAACUAAAUGUAAAUAUUAACGACGACGUUAAAAAUAUUUGCGACAUUCCAGUAGAAACUAUAAUUGAAUCAGCAGCACAAUGUAUUUCCGCAAUAAAUCCAACCCUUAAAGUGCCAUUGAAAUUACCAUCUGGAGUCUCUCAAAGAAUUGGCGUAGCCACUCAAAUUGCAACAAUAUGCAAGGAUUUAGGCUACAAAAAUGAUGUCGGCUAUCAAACAUUUUUAUAUUAUAAUGAAUCGGAUUUAAGGCAAGUAUUCAUGUUCUUAAUUGAAAAAUUACCAAGUGAAGAUAAAAAAUCUGUUUCCAAAGUAUCACCAUCAAACAAAAAGCAUUUGCUUAUGCAGCAAAUUAGUCAAAAAAUAGCAGAACAACUUAAUACAAUUUGGAUACCACCAAGCUGCAAUGCACCAAUGAAAAAAUCAAUAGGAGACUAUAUUCAUGAACAAGAUUAUUUAUCUGAAAACAAAAUGGAUGAAAAAGAAAUUAUAGAGAAACUUAUGAAAUUACAAAGUGUCAAACCGGAAGUCCAAUAUAUUACCAAAGAUAGCAGUAAAGAAGAAAAAGAGGAAUGCAUAUCUAGUGAAAUCAAACAGGACAUCAAUAAAAGUCUAAAGGAAUUGAAAGAGACAACAAUACAUUUGAAACAAAAAUUGGAUACACUGACAAGUGAAAGAAAUGUUAUGGAAGUUGAAUUUUCUCAGGCACUAAAGAGCUGUGAACGAGUAGAGUCAGAUUUCAAAAAUAUACAGAAUGUACUGAACAGUAUUGGUAUUAAUGAUAUUGAAUCAGAAAAUGGUGUGGACAAUUUGUUGGAGAAGGUACAUAAAAAUAUAAAUAUGAUGCAUUGUAAAGUGGAAGAGCUCUCAUCAAGAAAUCUGUCACUAAAAGUGGACAUAGACAAACUAAAAAGUGAUAGAGCACUCACACAGUCUGAAAGGAGUAAAUGCAGAAAAAUCUUGAUAGACUUGAAGGAGAAAGCUAAAGGCAUGAAGGAUGAAUGUGAAAAUAAAGAAGAAUUAAAAAACCAACUAAAAACAAAAUAUGAGAAACUUAAAGGAGGGAAUAAAAGGCAUGUUUAUACAAAAAGAAUUUUGGAAAUAAUUGGAAAUGUUGAUAAACAAAAUAUGGAGAUAAAAAAAAUAUUAGAUGAUACAAGACAACUUCAGAAAGAAAUAAAUACACUUGAAGGGCAAUUGGGCAGGUGCUUUUCUAUUGCUGAUGAAACCCUUUUCAAGGAUGCUAAAAAAGAUGAUCAAGCGAAAAAGGCCUACAAGCUGCUGGCUUUGCUUCACUCUGAAUGCAACACAAUUGUGUCCCUUGUAAAUGAAACGGGCAUUUUAGCAAGAGACAUAGUGGAUUUAGAAGAUAACAUUAAGGCUGAAAAAUCUAAGCGUACUGAAGAUAUUUUACAAAAAAUUCAGUUGGAUCUCACUAAUUUACAAAAAGAGUCUGCUUAAUGCAUUUUUUUUUUUAUUUGUUGUUAUUAUUAAUAAAUAAGUGUAAUCUCAA
Messenger RNA from Colias croceus (clouded yellow), 1685 nucleotides. Its product is annotated as coiled-coil domain-containing protein 22 homolog. The record is from RefSeq and is a predicted model, not a curated record. NCBI's taxonomy places the organism in Eukaryota, Metazoa, Arthropoda, Insecta, Lepidoptera, Pieridae. Gene Ontology annotation, molecular function: cullin family protein binding. Gene Ontology annotation, biological process: positive regulation of ubiquitin-dependent protein catabolic process. The coding region runs from base 137 to 1633 and encodes 498 amino acids. The transcript is spliced from 8 exons.